Molecule: messenger RNA, 408 nt
Organism: Ylistrum balloti
Lineage: Eukaryota; Metazoa; Mollusca; Bivalvia; Pectinida; Pectinidae
Exons: 1
Coding region: 1-408 (135 amino acids)
Source: RefSeq, a predicted model, not a curated record
AUGGAGGGACAGAAACUAGAGAACAAACCUAGAGAGUACGGAAUGGAGGGACAGAAACUAGAGGACAAACCUAGAGAGUACGGAAUGGAGGGACAGAAACUAGAGGACAAACCUAGAGAGUACGGAAUGGAGGGACAGAAACUAGAGGACAAACCUAGAGAGUACGGAAUGGAGGGACAGAAUCUAGACGACAAACCUAGAGAAUACGGAAUGGAGGGACAGAAACUAGACAACAAACCUAGAGAGUACGGAAUGGAGGGACAGAAACUAGAGGACAAACCUAGAGAGUACGGAAUGGAGGGACAGAAACUAGAGGACAAACCUAGAGAGUACGGAAUGGAGGGACAGAAACUAGAGGACAAACCUAGAGAGAACGGAAUGGAGGGACAGAAACUAGAACAAACCUAG